This is a messenger RNA of Phalaenopsis equestris, 611 nucleotides long. Its product is annotated as 4-coumarate--CoA ligase-like 3. The record is from RefSeq and is a predicted model, not a curated record. Gene Ontology annotation, molecular function: CoA-ligase activity. Gene Ontology annotation, cellular component: peroxisome. Gene Ontology annotation, biological process: ubiquinone biosynthetic process. Lineage: Eukaryota; Viridiplantae; Streptophyta; Magnoliopsida; Asparagales; Orchidaceae.
GUCAAUUAUAUACCACCUGUUACAUAUGUAUUGAGCAAAUUCAUUAUUUUGCACUUCUUUCCAUGAAUCUAACAACAUAUUUCCUGGAAAUUAUUAUCGUGCAGGGAUAUGGUAUGACCGAAUCGACCGCAGUAGGAACUCGUGGUUUUAAUACUGAAACUUGUAAAAAGCAUACUUCAGUAGGACUGCUUGCUCCAAACACGGAAGCCAAAGUAGUUAAUUGGGAAACGGGGAUCUCUAUGCCUCCUGGAAGAAGUGGAGAGCUAUGGCUGCGUGGACCUGCAAUAAUGAAAGGAUACUUGAAUGGUGAGAAGGAAAGUGCAUCUGUCAUUGACAAAGAUGGUUGGUUUAAGACGGGAGACAUAGUCUAUUUUGAUGAAGAUGGAUACUUAUUCAUUUUGGACCGAUUAAAGGAUACAAUCAAAUACAAGGGAUUUCAGAUAGCUCCAGCAGACCUUGAAGCCUUGUUGAUCUCCCACAAUGAAAUCCUCGAUGCAGCAGUGACAUCAGCCUUUGAUGAGGAAGCUGGGGAGAUACCAGUUGCAUUUGUGGUUCGGAAAUCUGGAAGCAAUCUUUCUUCAAAUGAGAUCAUGGAGUUUGUAGCCAAGCAG